UCCAGCGAACAGAUCGGACGUAAGCGUUGAGGCGGCACUUUGUGAAUAAACAAAAAUAAAAUAAACAUAUUUUUAGUGGCUGAAAUUCAAGUAAUUUUAUACACUGACAUCACUUAGAAAUCAACAUCGAAAUGCGACUCCAUUUUAGCAUAGGGAUGCUGUUUUUGAUUUUACUAUUUGAGAUGAUGUCUGUCAAGAGAGUGGCCAGCUCUAAUGUAAUUGACAUAAUCAAACUAAUCGACGAGGUGCCGAGCAUCCUACUUAAGGCCUGGGAUCUUAUAGAAUAUCUGCCCUUGGGCAGCAGCAAUGAUAUACCGCUAAUGAAUGAAAAUCAACGUCAAAUAAUGAGCUCCAUUGAACAGGUCAACAAUCAGAUAAGUAAUUUCGAGGAAAAACAGGCGGAAUAUUUUACCAUGACAAUUGAGACGCUGAAACGUGAAUUUCACGCCGAGUCUGAGCUAACCCACAAGAUGACCUAUGUGGGCGAUAUAACCAGAAGCAUUCUACAACGCUAUCGGGAUAUGAUUGACUAUGAUAAAUACAAGGAGAAUGUGAAUCCCUAUACAUUGCGUAACUUUGCCGAGUGGACGGUUGAACCGGGACCCAGCUCUAUUGGCUACUUACUGGAGAUGCUGCAUACUUACAUUUACGGUGAAGCCGAAAAUAAUGCCACCCAAUCGCUGUUCGCUAAGCUGGUGUCCAGCUAUGAAUCAGACGUGGAGCAAUUAUGCGCCUCAAAUCGAUCACCACAGCAAUUCGCAUAUGAUAUGUACACGAAGGCAGUGCUAAUUGAGAUUAAGGGCUACAUCAUGCUGGAAUUCUCAUGGAUGGUCUUAAGUGACUUUGGAUUGGGUAAUUUUACCCAGGAGAUGUUGCUAAUGCGUAGCAAAUACCAGCAACGCAUGCAGCACUCUCAGCAGGUUCUACGGCAGGUGUUGACGUACACUGGACGCAUCUAUUGGCGCUGUGAUCCCAAGCCGCGAGAGCAUGUGCUAGGCAAGACAUACGACGAGAUCACACGCUUAAUGCAGGGCUACGUAGAGAAUGAGAUAAACCUUAAUACUGAGUCGAAUUGCUUCCAAUCCUGCGAGGAUUACCAGGACGUGCGCGUCACCGGUUGCCAGAAAGACAAAUUCUGUAAUGAUCAGCCAAAAUGUGCCGGACGCGUGCACAGCUGUCGCUUCAUUGACUCCGACUGUGACGUUUGCCAAUCCUACGAAAACAGUUCGCGUCGCUACGAGUUUAUACACUAUGACAAUGGUCGCUUGCUGAACAUUGAUGAAGACGGCAUCCAGAACUUGGUGUGCUCACGCGGCUCUAAUCGGGUGAAGUCCUGGCCGUUUUAUCUCGUCUGGCGUUGUGACUAUUGUUUCUGUCUGUGUGACGAGCCGGGACCGCAGUCCGAUCGCUUCUUUAGCUUGCGCGAUACACUCUCCGAUUUUCACCAGAAUAAGAUUGUCACUGGAGCGCGAUUUAUAAAGGAUCAACGUAUCUUCCAUUUGCAGUUGCAGCAAGGCGAACUGUUGCCAGGUGGUUUAAUUAAUCAGUCCUUACUGGAUUGGAUACCACUGGAGUCUUUUGAUGUCAACCACGUGGACAUACGGAACGGCUUUGACUAUCAUGAGCUCACCUUUGGGAGCCGUUCGCUGGAUUUGGAUGAGAUAACCGCGAAAAAUGACUCCCUUGUGGUUACGGGCGCCCGUUUUCGUGUCAUCGACAAGCAUCUCAAUUUGGAGGUGCGCUUUAGCCUUUUCAACUUUACCACAGGACGUCUACUGAAUCCGGAGGUAAACAGCUUUUGGCUGGGCAACAAUGCGGAUAAACCACGCCAGAAGCUCCUACUGAAGAACCCUAAUAAGCCGACCAAAACAACAGUUAAAUCUGUACCAUUAUCGAAAAAUAAUCAAUUUAUGGAAUUUAUAAGCAGCAGCAUGGACAUGGAUGCCGCACAGAGCACCGUACCCUUUAUCGAUAUACAGGACGUUGUGACCAAUCCAGCAAUGCCAAUUGCUGGCCUUGGCAUCUAUCAUAAGGGAAAUAAAGGUUUCGGUGGCUUCUUUGCGCCGAAGAUUGUUACAUUCAAUUUGUUGCAGAAGCUCAUGCAGCCACAAACUUAAUCGGAAAAUGUUAUUUUUCCUAAUUGUAUUAAUCGAUCACAUAUAAUUUGAUAAA
This is a messenger RNA of Drosophila novamexicana, 2172 nucleotides long. RefSeq lists its product as uncharacterized. The record is from RefSeq and is a predicted model, not a curated record. Bases 132 to 2117 code for a protein of 661 amino acids. Lineage: Eukaryota; Metazoa; Arthropoda; Insecta; Diptera; Drosophilidae. The transcript has 2 exons.